AUGAAUUCGUUGAUUGUCGUUCUGGUUUUUACCGUAUUUUUAUAUUCAUCAGGAGAAGCAGCUAACUGCAAUGAUGGCAGCAAUCCUUGUGGGUUGGAUGCGGUACAUUAUAACUUGGCAAAUGGAUACCAAUGUAGUCAGUCUGGUCCUAAUUCUGUAGUGUGCACAUGUCCAGGCGGAUACGAGAUCGAUAGACCUUGCCGUAUUUGCAGUCGAAGCAAUCCUUUACAGAAUCCAUGUCGUAACGACACUGGAAGGCUAAUUACAUGUCUUGAAAACAAUGACCUUGGCACGGGGUAUUCAUGUCUCUGCUUGAAUCUAAUAACACAAAUACCAGAACAAACAGUACACCCUAACUGUGGCGAGCCAUUCACAUCGCCAACGAACACUUCUACCAAUACAACUGCUCAAUCAUCGUGUGCGAAUGGUGGUGUUUCUAUCGGUACUACUUGUAAAUGUCCAAGUGGUUUUAUUGGUACAUCGUGUAAUCAAAGCCAACCUGAAGAGUUAUGUCGAAAUGUUAUUUGCAAAAAUAAUGGCGCUUGUGCUAUUCGAAAUCCAAAUGGCCCGUAUGAAUCUGUUUGCCUCUGUCGAGCUAGUUUCUCGGGAGAAUAUUGUGAAAUACAAGGAACUUUGGGUUUUUGUUCGUCCAGUUCAUGUUUGAAUGGUGCUGCUUGUCGAGAAGUUGUUAUUGGUGCAACACGAACUGCUUACUGUGAUUGUCUAUUGGGUUAUCGUGGCGUCAAAUGUGAUACUCGAUAUUUUAGUUGUCCUGUUGCUGGCAAAUUUCGUGACGACGAGAUGUAUGAGCAAGGAAAAUAUUUCGAAUGCUCGAACCUGGCCGGAGGAUUACGACUGGAACGAAAAUCAUGUGCCAAAGGACUUCGUUUCAAUACUGGUACACAAGCUUGUACUGAUUAA
This is a messenger RNA of Rotaria sordida, 921 nucleotides long. NCBI's taxonomy places the organism in Eukaryota, Metazoa, Rotifera, Eurotatoria, Philodinida, Philodinidae. The record is from the annotation of a GenBank genome assembly.